Molecule: messenger RNA, 2298 nt
Organism: Aspergillus bombycis
Lineage: Eukaryota; Fungi; Ascomycota; Eurotiomycetes; Eurotiales; Aspergillaceae
Product: HCO3- transporter family protein
Exons: 9
Coding region: 1-2298 (765 amino acids)
Biological process (GO): monoatomic anion transport; transmembrane transport; monoatomic ion homeostasis
Cellular component (GO): fungal-type vacuole; plasma membrane
Molecular function (GO): borate efflux transmembrane transporter activity; solute:inorganic anion antiporter activity; catalytic activity
Source: RefSeq, a predicted model, not a curated record
AUGUCUUCCUCUACUGCCCUGGACAAAAUCAACGUCGUCAACGACCCUCGGAUCCGUCGCUGUUCUGCCACCAUCAAUGGCAAGACAUACGGAUAUCUCCUCGCCGAGCCUGAGGGCGGCUUUACUCGCACGGUCUUCUUGAUUCACGGUUUCCCAGAUUUGUCCAUGGGCUGGAGAUACCAGAUUCCUCUCUUUCUCAAAUUUGGCUUCCGCGUCGUUGCUGUUGACUGUAUCGGAUACGGACGAUCAGAUGCACCAACUGGCUCUCUCGACGCCUAUUCCUACAAGUCGCAUGCCGAUGAUUUGGCCGAACUUGGAAAGCAACUCGGCUGCGAGAAUAUCGUUCUCGCCGGUCAUGACUGGGGCUCGGUGAUUGCCUCCCGUUUUGCUCUCUACCACCCUUCUUUCAUCACCCAUCUCAUUCUCUUUGUUGUCCCAUAUCUCCCUCCAUCGCCGAAAUACAUCGAUACGGCUGAUCUCGCCAAGAUCGUCCCCACAGUUGGGUACCAACUGCAAUUCGGCAGCGCAGAGGGCGUGGUUGAGUCCCAUACUCAGGACAAGGAAGGUAUCCGUGCUUUCCUCAAUGGCUUGUACGGUGGGGCCACCCCUGAAGGCAAAUUUGCCAUGGACUCAACCAGUGGUUUCGACUUCGAGGUGGCCACUAAGCUAGGUCACACAAGAUUGCUUAGUGAAGAAGAACUGCAGUACUACGUGGAGGAGUACUCGAGAAAUGGGCUCCAAGGACCUUGCAACUACUACCGUAUUCGUCAGCAGAGCUGGACGGACGAGCAGUCCCUCCUGGCCCAGGGCAAAGAGGCGAUCUCAAUCAAGUGCCCCGUGCUCUACGUUCACGCGCUUGCUGACCUUGUGAUUAACUCUGAGAUGCCCAAAGCCAUGGUACCCUUUGUACCAAAUCUCAGUGUGAAAGAAGUCGAGGCAGGGCAUUGGGCUCUGUGGCAGAAGCCAGCGGAGGUCAACGCUUUUGUGACAGAGUGGUUGCAGCAGCAGGGACUUGUUGACUCGGCCAAGCUGCCUCCAAGACGGCGGGAUGUGCGAGAACAACGUGGCAUUCAUGAGUCCGGGGUUGAGGAAGGAGAUGAUGCACAUUCCAUUAUAACCCCCUCAAAGCAUACGCCAAAGGCAUUUCGAGUCUUACGGGGCUCUGUAUCGGCUGGUGGGCCCCUGCGUCCUUUUCGACUGGUGAAGCAGGAUAUCGUCAACCUGCGCCGCCGAUAUGUUUCGGACUGGACUAUAUUCAACCAAUUGAUCUUCGCUAGCGCGGUAUAUGUAUUCUUCACUAACCUUCUCCCGGGAAUUACUUUUGCCAGUGACUUGUUCUCUAUUCAACCGCUAACAAUCCUUGGUGUUACUGGUCCUUUCUCUGUGUUAGCAGAGAAUAUCUAUGCAUUGUGUGACGAAGUUUUCAAGGUGCCCUUCCUUCCUUUCAUGGCAUGGUCCUUGAUUCAUGCGGCCUGGCUGCAUUAUAUUUUAGCCAUAAUCAAUGCACACGACUGGACUAUGCGCUAUGUAACAACAUUCGCCACAGAAAUCUUCUCUCUCCUUAACAGCAUCAUCUAUUUUCACAAGGCUAUCCAGGAGCUUGAAAGAGCACACGACACUCUCUCAUUCGCCGCUUUCUUGUACGCUGUAAUCGGUGCUGUCGGAACCAUGCUCCUCGCCAUCUUUCUCUCCACAGCCGAGAGUUGGAAGCCUUUAUUCCAUCGAUACAUCCGAAUGGGGCUCACAGAGUACGCCGCCGCAAUAUCCAUCAUCAUCUUCAUCGCCAUGCCCCAUAUCGGCGAAUUGGCACACCUCGACAAGAUGACUCUUCCCGUCAGCAACUCCUUCGAACCGACAUCACCAGAUCGUGACAAAUUCUUCGUCGAGUUCUGGACCUUACCUGUCGGAUGGGUCUUCGCCGCCAUAGUUCCAGGAAUUAUAAUCACCAUCCUCUUCUUUUUCGACCACGAAGUAAGUUCCAUCAUAUGCACAAUCGACAGAUACGGCACCCGCAAACCCGGCGGCUUCGCAUGGGACAUCAUCCUGCUGGGCACAACAACCGCUCUCUGCGGAAUCCUGGGCAUCCCACCCGCCAACGGUCUUUUGCCCCAGGCUCCCCUGCACUCCGAAUCACUAAUGCAUUCGGAGCGAGAACAGCGCACUGUAAUUAUAGAUGGUGAAGAGAAAGUCGAAACCCACGAAGUCAAGCGCGUUUACGAACAGCGCUGGUCCACUUUCUUGCACGCAGGAGCUAUCCUUCUUUUCGUCAGUCCGCCUUUCAUGAAAGUCCUCGCUUAA